AUGGGGGUGGCCGGCGCCGGCGGCGGGCGGCUGCGUGCCAGCAGCGCCAAGAAGCAGCAGCGGCAGCGGACGCUGAACAACAUCAAGAUCACGCUCCUGUGCGGCUUCAUCACGGUGCUGGUCCUCCGCGGCACCGCCGGCUUCAACCUCCUGGUCAGCAGCGGCGACCUCGACGGCGCGGCGGCGGACGCCAAGGUCGUCGAGGACGUGGAGCGCAUCCUGGCCGAGAUCCGCUCCGACUCCGAGGCGGACGACGUCGUGUUCGUGGUCGAGGACGGCUCGUCAUCGACGCCGUCGCCGCGCAACGCGACGGCGGCGAGCUUCGGCAACUUCUCGGCGUCGGCGACGGUGGUGAAGGUGCGGGAGUACAGCCUGGGUCCCAAGGUGACGGACUGGGACGCGCAGCGGCGGGAGUGGACGUCCCGGCACCCGGAGUUCCCUGCCCUCGACCCGCGGCGGGGGGGACGGCCGCGUGUCCUGCUCGUCACCGGGUCGCCUCCGGGCCCCUGCGACAACCCCGUCGGCGACCACUACCUGCUCAAGGCGACGAAGAACAAGAUCGACUACUGCCGGCUCCACGGCAUCGACGUGGUGCACAACAUGGCGCACCUGGACCCGGAGCUGACGGGGUACUGGUCCAAGCUGCCGCUGGUGCGGCGCCUCAUGCUGGCGCACCCGGAGGUGGAGUGGAUCUGGUGGGUGGACAGCGACGCCAUCUUCACGGACAUGGCGUUCGAGCUCCCGCUGUCCCGCUACGACGGCGCCAACCUCGUCAUCCACGGGUACCCGGACCUGCUGUUCGAGAAGCGGUCGUGGAUCGCGCUCAACGCGGGGAUCUUCCUGCUCCGCAACUGCCAGUGGUCGCUGGACCUGCUGGACGCCUGGGUGCCCAUGGGUCCCCGGGGCCCGUCACGCGUCGAGGCCGGGAAGCUGCUCACUGCCAGCCUGACCGGGCGGCCGCCGUUCGACGCCGACGACCAGUCGGCGCUCAUCCACCCUGCUGCUGGUGCAGAAGGGCGGUGGAUGGACAAGGUACGAGCAGAUGAUGGAGAACCACCACCGGGCCUCGGCGACGACCGCUGGCCCUUCAUCACCCACUUCGUCGGAUGCAAGACCUGCGGCCGGUACGAGGACUACCCGCUGGACCGAUGCAUCCGGGGCAUGGAGCGCGCCUUCAACUUCGCCGACAACCAGGUGCUCAGGCUCUACGGAUUCCAGCACCGCUCGCUCACCACCGCCAAGGUCAGGAGGGUCAACGACCCGGCCACCAACCCGCUCCAGGCAAAGGAGGCGGCGCUGAAGAUGGACGCCAAGUUCUCGAGCACCUAG
Molecule: messenger RNA, 1329 nt
Organism: Miscanthus lutarioriparius
Lineage: Eukaryota; Viridiplantae; Streptophyta; Magnoliopsida; Poales; Poaceae
Source: the annotation of a GenBank genome assembly